GAUGGAUUGGGGAGACGAAUAUUCCCAUAAUUCUUUUGACCUACAUUGUUUGUUAAAUUCAUUUCCUGGAGACUUGGAGUUUAAGCAGAUCUUCAAUGACAUUGAUGAAAAGAUAGAACAAAAUGCCAUAAGCAUAGAACACUGCAUUAAAGAAAUACAGUCUGAAGUUAACAAACAAUGUCCAGAUGUGCAGCUACGAACAACAACUGACUGUUUUGAAUGGCUAAAUACUUAUAAUUGUAAUUCAUCCAAGUCACCAUCCAUUCCCCAUGGAGAUAUGAUAAAAUUUCUCAAAGCACUGCAAAAUUUGUUGAAGAAUGAACAAAAUCAAGAAGAAAUGGUAUUGGAUUUACUUUGGGACCUCUCCUGCCACAGCAGUGUUUCCUUCCCAUCCAUUCUAAGUGGAACAUCUUUCCAUUUCCUCUCUAGUACUUCUCUUCAUUCUGUUGAAGAUCAUUCCUCUAUGGAUGUAAAGUCUAUAUGGGAUGAUAUAAGACUACAUCUUCGACGCUUCUUAGUGAGCAAAUUACAAACCCACAAUGAAAUAAACAAUUCACAGCAAAAAAUAUUGUUGAAAAAACAAUGCAUACAACAACUCUUAUUUCUUUAUCCAGAAUCAGAAGUUACAAUCAAGUACCAAAACAUACAGAACAAACUGUUGACUAAACUUCUGCAGAACUGUUUUCCUUCUUACAGCAGAGAAGCAAAUUUAGACAUAAUGGCUGAUGGAUACCAAGGUACAAUGCUUAAGUUAUACUCAAUGAUAAAAGAGGAUUUUAACACACUACGUGAAAUUUUAGCUCCAUCCUCAACAGUGAAAUUCAUUAAAGAAACUUACCUGGAUACAGUUACAGAAGAAAUGGCAAAAUUUCUUGAAAAUUUUUGUGAGCUACAGUUCAAAGAAAAUGCUGUCCGUGUGAUUAAAACAAGCAAGAGCUCCAGCAGGCAUAGAGGAGCAGUGCAUGCUUUGGUUACUCCUGAAUGCCCACAGAAAGGAAGAAAUGUUUUCCUCUCCUUAGAUGAACUCGAGUUCUUAUCACAGCUCAUAAAAUCCUUUUUGAAGUUGGAACAAAGUAUUCAGGAAUUAUUUGAAGAAAUAUUUUUAUGGCUCAAGACACCCAGGAAUACUUCAGAAAUUUUGGAGACAUCCAGUAGAGAAGUUGUAAUAGAGAAACCUAGAACAAAUGAAACCAGUAUUCCUUCAGAGCAAUUGCUACCAGUAAAAGAGGCUACUUUACUAAAUUUUGGCUGGAGAAGUGCAUUUAAAAAAGUGUCUCUUCCCAUGGCACAUUGUAUAACAACAGCCAUUGAAGACUUUUCCGCAAAAAUUCUCCAACAGGAACAGAAUGAAAGGUCUUCAGCUAUGAGCUAUGCUUUGAACCUUGUAAACGUCCAGCAAGUUUGGCAAGAUAGCCGUGUGGUUCCUGAGGCAGACCAACCAAAGAAAAUUGCAAAGUUUUGUUCUGACAUCAUGGAAAAACUUGACACAAUCCUUCCACUGGCUCUGGCAUGCAGAGAUGAUUCUUUUCAGGAAAUUAGAGCAAACUUUGUGGAGGCCUGUUGUAAAGUGGCAACAGCUGUCCUGGCCAGACUGCAAGAGAGAGGCAAGGAGUUUCCUUCCAAAGCACCCCUGAAAAACUUGUACAUGCUGCUCUCCACGGCAGUGUAUGUCUUCCAGCAUUUUAUGCAAUAUGAUAAUUUGAUGAAAGAAAAUACUAAGAAACCCAUAUUCCUGGUACCUGUCCAACGAUAUCAGGAAUUCAUCAACACUCUACAGUUUCAGGUUACGGACUACUGCGUCAGAGUUUGUGCUACAAGCAUUUUACAGGAUGCUGAGAGCCACCACUGGGAUGACUACAAAGCUUUUUAUGAGGGGGAAAGAUGCUCCUUCUCGCUCCAGAUGUGGCAUUAUUUCUUCUGGGCGCUUCAUCACGAUCUCUGGACCAUUCUGCCCCCUAAGUUAGCCCAGGAGAUUCUAGCAGAAGUGCUGGAGAAAUCUUUGGGUCUCCUGGCCUCCAGAUAUGCUCGGGCCCAUCCCAGUUAUAAGAGAACUCCACAGAUAAGACUUGAUGUCACAACAAUUUUAAUAUGCACUGAGAACAUGUUAUGGUCAGUUUGCACAUCUGUACAGAAGCUUUUGAAUCCUCAUGAGUAUGUAGAUGAUAAAAUUUUUGAAAUUCAUACCCAUUGUAAUAAUCUCUUCACAACAUUAGUCAUUUUGACUUCACCACUAACUGAAUUAUACCAGACUUUUCAGCAUGGCAUGGACGAUUCUGCCUCAGAUUCCUUAAAGCCAUUUUUCAAGCAACCAUUGCAUUGGCUUUCUUGCAUAUCACAUUUCUGCCCUUCUUUACUCAGGACUCCAUCAGCUGGACGAUUGACAGCCGAGGGUCAGUUGAAACUGCUGUUAUCCCAGCCAGGCUGUAAUUGGAACCUGCUUCUGGAAACCCUACUGCAUCAUGAUGGUCUUUUACUGAGAAUCUUGCUAAAGAGCUCAAAACGCACCUUUCAAGAACAGGGUUCUGAUACAGAAAGUAAUGUGAACCAAGGAUCCAGCUUGAUAGAAGCUAUCUUUAAAGUAUUGUACCACUGCAAUUUUUCUCCACAAACAUUUGGAAAUGUUUUUGUGAGUUACAUGGAAGAAGAACAUUUAUGGGACUUUUUAUAUAACAUUCCAGUCUCAACGUGCAUGGAGUCUGAGGUAGAGGUCAUCCGAUGCCUGAGACUGGCACUGACUGACGCCGUCAAGGACAUUGUGCAGCAGAUAAUAUCUGUGCUGAGCUCUUGGAGAAACUGUGAGACAAGCCUAAACAAGCACAGUGUUCUUGAAUGUCUGCGUGAGAGCAUUCCAAGAGAAUGGAAUUAUACUCCAAAAGAAACCAAAAGGAAAGAAUCAAGCAAAGGCUUCACAAGGCUUGCUGCUCAGGCAGUAUCUAUUGUAAUCAGCAAGUUACCUACGGUGAUUGCAUGUUUGCCUCCCCCAGUUAAAUACUUCUUUUUUCUGGCUGAGAGAAAAAUGUCAAAAAACUUUGUUGAAUUAAAGAAAGCUGGCCUGCUUGUCUGGAACUUGAUUGUAAUUAUAUGUCGGAUAUUUGAGGAUGGAAACACUGUGGAACUUUUAACAGGUGCCUCCCUUGACAGAUGGAGUAAAGAGAAACUCAGUUUAAUCUGUGUGUGUUUGGAAAGCAUCAUGGGAGAGCAGACAAGUAGCCCUAAUCAAAUGACCCAAAAGGUCAUACGGAGCAUUGAGCAGCAAAAACCCAACUGGAUUGAAUGCCAAUUGUUGAAAGCAAGGAAACUGAGCACCGAAUGUGCAUUUAUGACAAUAGAGGAAAGCACAGCCUUAGAAGAAGGAGAUAUUGCUCUUGAACUGACUGAGCAGAAAAUAAACAUGAUGGUCCUGGAUAUCUGCCACAAACCAGGUGGCAGCGAGUACCUGAGGCAAAUUUAUCACAUCAUGCGGCUCAAUGAGGAGCAUUUAAAAGAACAGCUGUUUUCUAUGAAUGGUUCAGAGGAAAAGCCAUUUCGCAUUCAACCUUUAAAGAUGACCUUGAGGAGUGUGGAAGAUCAGCCCUCUGCCUUUAACCCUUUCCAUGUGUACAAGGUGUUUAGCGAAAACAUGCUUGAUCAGUCAGCUAUCACGAAAUGGAACUGGAAUUGGUCAAACUUGCUGCCAAAUUAUCUGGGACUGGAUAAGACGACCUUCAGUGUACUGCUCAAAAACAGGGGACAAUCAUCAAUGUUUGGAGCCAUUUUUCGUUGUCACAACUGUUACCGACCACGGUUCCUGGACUCCUUAAUCAAAAGAUAUUGAUAAGAAGCAAGACAAGAAAUUCAGGUGGGAAAUGAGGAAGGAUGAAAGACUAGAAGAGGAAGAAAAAGCAAUGCUGGAACAUCUAAAACUAAUGUGUACCAUCCAGGACUCUUCUGCCUCAGAUAACACAGAGGAACAGUAAUCUGCAGAAAACAGCAACAGUUUUAUUUUAGGAAAUAAUCACAUGUAAUGGAGUAGGAUUUUUACUCUAGUCAGAAUGAACCUCUGAUGGGCUGUGAAGCGUGAAACCAAUGACUGAGUAAUCUCUGAACUGAAAAAGAGUACAGCACGUAAAGAAUAAAAUGCUACAUAUUUUUUAUUUUUAAAAUAAUUUCAAAUGUUUUUCUUUCCUCAGUCUUUCACUUAAUAUGAUAUAACUACUGCCAUCUCGUGUUCCCUUUGAAUUAUUUUUUUUCUUUCAGUCUUGAAGUAUCUAUGGCAAUAGGCAAAAUGUUUGGAAAUCUUUUCCCGAAGGAUUUUUAAAUACAACAUUUGGAUGUUAAGUUGGAGUCACAUACCCCCCUGAGGGUCAAUUGAAAAUUUCAAAUUAAUUUUGUAGCCAUAGCCCAAGUCCAGGUCUUAAUUGCCUCUAGUACCCACCACUUUACCAGUCUCCUUUCCCAUAGCCUCUUCCUCAUCCAAUUUAUUUUAAUCAGAGCCACAAAAAGCACUCUCUUGAAGUAUACCUUUAGUAAUAUCUAUGCCUACAGUGGUUUUUCAAACAUCAGAUUCAAACUUCUAAUCAUAUCCUAUCAGAACCUAUACCAGCAGUGCCACGUUCAGCAAACUGCCUGUCAUCCAAGCCACACGCUUGCCAUUUUUCCCAACUAGAAACCAUCUUUCUCUCAAAAUCACGUUCAAAAUUCACUCCAGCAAUCUCGUUAUCCAUAGUUCCAUAGUUUAUGUUACUUCUCUUAUUUCCAUUGCAUUGAUACACACACACGAACACAGGCACACACACACACGAAGGAAACGGAACGUGUACUAGUGCCUCUAUGCCAAGUAGGGUUGUAUUUACUAUAUUCUUCCCAUCAGUGCCUGAUAUUAGAUUAAAAAGACCUUGAAGGCUUUACAAUAUAAUAUGAAAUCUCCCUUUAUAGCAGUAGUCUCCCCAGAUACCUACUAUAGAGUUAUUCAUCUAGCGGGCAGUUAAUAAACACAGUUGUUUAAAUGGCUGUCAUUGUAAGAAGACAGCAAAGACAAUUAGACUGUUGAGCAACCUAUAGGACAUCUGGGAGAAGCCUUACAUCAUGAACUAUUUUAGACCAUAUGACAUUGAACAUCAUUGUUUCUGAUGUUCUCAGGUUAUUCAUGUUCCCACAUUCUGUGAUUUUUAUAAAAUAUGUAUAGGCUACAUGAUUUCCAAAGGAAAGUACUUGGACAUUUUUCAAAGAGUAAAGCUUGGAGUGCAGAGGACACCUUAGAAAAUCUCUUGCAUUAUUCUCUUACAUAAAAACACAUAAACGGCCAUGUAGCCAGCUGCCUGCCAAAUAACACAUUUUACUUUUAAAGAAUGUACUUUAGUUGGCCAGUAUAAUCAUAAACCAAGUGUUUUAAGACAUGGUUGAAAUAAUUUCUAAAAAUUUUAUGCAGACCAUUUAAAAAAUGCUAAGAAAUUUUUAUGAGAAUUAGACUUUCCAGAUUCUCUUAUCUAUAAACAGUUACUAUAACAACAAACAUAAGGCAAUGGUUAACUUUAUUCCUUCAGCUUAGUGAUGGUCUAUGUACUAAAUCUGCACAACUAUAUUUUAUUAGAAUAGACACUAAAAUAGAAAGUCAAAAAAUAAUGAAUUGAUCCAAAAGCUAAAUAAAAUAAUCUUAUAAAGUUAUAGGAUUUCACAUUGGCUCCUUUUGUUUUCUAAUAUAUCUAAGGAUCAUCUGUUAACACUAUUUUUUAUUGAAUCUGUUCACUUCUGUAUUAAUCCUGGAAAGUGAUUUAGUUUGUCUUGAAAAAAUGUCUAUAUGGCUCCCUUCCAAAAGGAAAGAAGUAUAGUAAGGGGAGAAUGUGAUAAGUUGAAAGGAGAGAAAUGUAGGAAAGAGAGAAGAGUUUGCAUUUGAUUUCUCUUCUAUGCUUGAUCUAUGAAAUUACUGUAGCCAUAAGUGCAGUAAAAUUUAUAAUUGGGAAAUUUAAAUAAGUUAUUGUUUUAUCAGAUCAUUUUGACUUUACAUGUGAUAUGUUUCUUAAAGUAUGAUAAAAAGUGGUACUCCAAAACAAUUACUCUUUCUCACAUUUUUGUAUAAGUUAACAAUAAGAAUGAAGCCUAAUAUUUUAUAACUAUAUAUGCUUAUUACAAAAAUGUUAUCUUCCUAUAAAAUAUUAUCUUCCUUCUGUGUUUUAUUUAACUGUACUUUUAUGUAAUUUUAAAGAGGUAUCUAUUAUUGGCCUAGCAGUGUUAAAAUAGUAUGAAUUAAUUUCUAAUAAAAUACAUUUUAUUCUUAACAACACACGUUUGAACUGUGCAGGUUCACUUAUAUGCAGAUGUUUUACUGAUAUGUACUACAGUACUCCAUAACAUUGAAUUGAUUGAUCUGUGGAUGCAGAACCAUGGGUUACACACAGGAUAGGUACCCCUAACCCCUGUGUUGUUCAAGGAUCAACUGUAUAGAUGAUAAUGUGUAUUUCAGAUAUUUUACCUUUGUCAUGUCGAUGAAAAAAUGUUAUAAAACUACCAACCAAGAAAUAGGAAAAGUAAAUCACUGUUUUGUCUAUAACAUCUGCUUACUCUAAAUAUCCUACUAUGUCAGUUCACAGAUUCUUGAGUCAAAGCGAGCUUCAGGUAGUUUAUAAUAGGAAUUUCUUAUAAAAAAUGUUUUUUUAAAUGAUUUUAAUGAUUCUUGAAAUAUUUCAUAAUGUUUAAAAAACAUUUUAAAAGUUGUAUUUAGCCUUAAAAAGGAAGGAAACCCUGUCAACAUUGAUAAACUUUGAGGGCAUUAUGCUAGGUGAAAUAAGACAGUCACAAAAAGACAAAUGCUGUAUGAGUCUACCUAUAUGAGGUAUCUAAAGUAGUCAAAUUCAUAGAAAAAAGUAGAAUAAUGGCUACUCAGGACUAGAGGAAGGGGAAAAGAGGGGUUGUUUAAUAGGUAGAGUUUCAGUUUUACAAGAUGAAAAAUGUUCUGAAGGUAUGUUUUACAAUAGUGUGAAU
This is a messenger RNA of Orcinus orca (killer whale), 6957 nucleotides long. RefSeq names its product KIAA0825 ortholog. The coding region runs from base 2 to 3814 and encodes 1270 amino acids. The transcript has 20 exons. The record is from RefSeq and is a predicted model, not a curated record. NCBI's taxonomy places the organism in Eukaryota, Metazoa, Chordata, Mammalia, Artiodactyla, Delphinidae.